Messenger RNA from Eublepharis macularius, 2168 nucleotides. RefSeq names its product RIB43A domain with coiled-coils 1 (gene RIBC1). The coding region runs from base 55 to 1194 and encodes 379 amino acids. The record is from RefSeq and is a predicted model, not a curated record. Lineage: Eukaryota; Metazoa; Chordata; Lepidosauria; Squamata; Eublepharidae. The transcript has 8 exons.
CGGAGGAAGCAGACGCGCAUCACCUCUACAUGUGGCUCAUUUACAGGUGCAAAAAUGUACAAAGUGGAUGUCCAGGCAGAUGCCAAAGAGGCCGCAGCCAUCGAGGCCCGCAGGAACCGGGAGAAGCAGAGACAGAGUCGAAUCUUCAAUGCGCGCCACCUGAGGAUGGGAGUGGAUGUGGCAGACCUGAAGAGCCAGGUGGAAGAGCGUAAACGGAGACAAAAUGCAGAGAAGUGCCGGGAUGAAGCUUUUGAUGCAGAACGGAUCCAGUGCGACAAGAUUGCCCAGAUGCUGGAGAAAGAAGAGCAGCAGCGGAGAAGGCAGCUCAACCAGGCCCUAGUGGAGUUCCGUGAGCAGAACCAGCAGCCCGCCACUCGGCGGGAGUGGGACAUCCACGACCCGGAGGCAGUCCGCAAAGGGCAACCGGCCCGCGUGAGCGAUGACGACCCACGCUGCGGUCCGUCAAGCAUGCAGCACUUUGCUGGCGAGGAUUGGAACGGGCUCGCCAGGCAAAAACUGCUGAAGGAACAGAACAAGCGGGACCUGGAGGAGCAGAAGAUGGAGCGGGAAAAGGCCCGGGCUGACCGCAGAUACGCAGAUACCCUGGAGGACAAGAAAAGGAUUGAGCUAGACCUGCGGGCUCUGGAGCUGGCACGCCUGGAGGACGAAUGCCGCAGGAUCAAAGCCAUGGCAAGAGCGGACUUCAACCGGGCGCAGGCUGCAGAGGCCGCAGAGCAACAGCGCCUCGCCCAGCAGCAGGAGCAAGACGAUAACUAUGCAGAGAUCCACAACCACUUGACGGGUGACAUCCUAACAGAAAAUCCAGAUGUUGCCAAAAGCCUAGUUGGGCCACAUCGUAUGGUCCCCUACUGUUGGAAGGGGAUGAGCCCUGAGCAAGUGGAGGCUGUGUGGAAAAUGCAGAAGGAACAGUGCAAAGAGAACCAGAGGCUGCGGGAAGAGCAGCAGCAGUUGGAUGCAGAAUGGGACCGGCAGCGUCACUUGGCUGCCCGGGCUGCCAUGGAGGAGGAGGAGCAGCAGCAGAAUUUCCGCCUGCAGCUGCAGAAGAGCCUGGGUGCCUACAAUCAGCAGCUGGCAAAGGCACAAAAGGCACACUUACAGUAUCUGGAGAAGGAGGUGUACUCCAACACCCCCACAGCCCAAUACCACCUGCAGUUCAACACCAGCAGCCGUUGAUGGAAGAAAACUCUAAAACGUCUUUGCUUAUUCCAAAACAAGGUGUGUCUUUUUUGUGUAGACAGAGAAUGCCUCCCGGCAGCUGCCACAGGGGGAGGCAGGGACCAGGCCAGAGCUCACAGGGAGGAGCCGAGUUCAAAUGACUUAAUGUGGAGCUUUUGAAGCUUUGCCCUGAUACAGGGAAGGUAGCUUCUCUGAAAAACUGCUUUGUAGAAUGGGCUCACUUAGCGCAUCGGGUUUUUACCUGGUGCCCACCCAUGUGACGGAGGACGGUGGGGAGGGUAUUUUCCUGGCAGGACCUGCUCCUCCCAUCUCACCUGGCCACCAAUCAGCUGAGCCACAACCACUGCCCCCAAAUGACGGUGGCACCCAGUACCUCUCAGACCUCCAAGGGUACCCAACAUCACAGGGCACAACAGAAUUGGGGAUUUGGAAAGGCCUUCUCGCACUCAAGUUUAGCCAGUAAAGCAGAGAAUUAGGGAAGGUGGAAGCCCAAGGGCCAAUCUCACAUGGCCUUUCUAGAGAAGAUUAUAUUCUGGUUUCGGUGAGCCCACCCACUCCCUGGCUUUAGAGCUCUUCUUCAAGGUCUAAUACUUUUUUCAUCCAUACACUACUGAUAGGGCUGACGGCGGGGCCAGUCACCUGGCAAGGGUGCAGGAUUGAUUUCUUGCUCUCUGCUGGGCAGCGGGUUCAUUCUGGCAAAGCUCUCGCCCCAGCUCAAAAUUGCCCAGUCCAAAUUUAGAGCUCCCAAAACUGUUCCUGCAGCAACCCAGUGCAAUUCUGAACUUUCAUCUAAGGCAGCAACAGCAUCUGGGCCGUCUAGUUGCAGAGAGAAUCAGGCGCUUGCUAAGAUUGUGGCCAGUGGGUGGUAGCCAAGGAGAGUUUGUACGACACUCGGGAGCUGAACUGCCCCCUCAGUCCUGCUCUCUGCUGCUCUGGCCUCGUCGUAGCUUCCCCCAACGCCCCCCCCCCGU